UCAGUUACAUGUCCGAAGUGUUUUUCACCCAUAAAAUGGGGCUUCAGGGCGCGAAGGGCACAAAUUAAUUGAGUUUGUUGGUCGGUUUGGGUUUGGGUUUGGGGAUUUCUGACGCUUCCGAUUCUCCCGCUUCCCUCCACGACCGAUUUUGCCGGUCACCCGGUCGUGUAAUAUAACCGAUGGGAAGGGUAAAGCUAAAGAUAAAGAGAUUGGAGAACACAAAUGGUCGCCAAGCAACCUAUGCCAAAAGGAAGAAUGGCAUCAUGAAGAAGGCGAAUGAGUUAUCCAUACUGUGUGACAUAGACAUCGUUCUUCUCAUGUUCUCACCGACAGGCAAGCCCUCAUUAUGUAGGGGAGUGCGCAGUAGCAUUGAAGAGGUUAUUGCAAAAUUCGCACAACUAACUCCACAGGAAAGAGCAAAGAGGAAAUUGGAAAGCCUUGAAGCACUCAAGAAAACUUUUAAGAAGCUGGACCAUGACGUAAAUGUACAAGAAUUUCUCGGUACAAGUACUCAAACAGUUGAGGAUCUGACUAACCAAGCAAGCACAUUGGAGGCCCGAAUUUCAGAAAUACAUAAAAGACUCAGCUAUUGGACUAACCCUGAUAAGAUCGACAGCGUAGAACAUUUGGGGCAAAUGGAAAAUUCACUUAGGGAAUCACUCAACCAAAUACAAACACAUAAGCAGGAAAAUCUACAAAAGCAGCAACUUAUGUCAUUAGAAUGCAGUAGUCAGUUCCAACAUGAGAUGCAUAUGCCAUUCUCCUUGGGUUCUGACCAACAGCUCCAACCUUUACCAUGGAUUCCGAAUGAUGACAACCAUCAUUUAUUUUUACCUGAGGACCCAAACUUGCUUCCCCAUAGGGAUGCGGAGUGCUCUACGGCUUCCUCCCUUGGGAGUUACUCUGGUUACUUUUGCACCAAUAAAAAUUCAGAGAUUCAUAAUUCUGGGCAAGAAAAUGGCAUGCUGAAUGAGUUUUCCAGAAUUGCCCCUAUGAGGCUCCAACUGGGUGCGCAAUAUCCGUACUUGCCAUACAAUUUAAAUCUGAUGAACGAUACUAAAUUCCAACCAGCGACACAGAUGAACCCUCAAGAACUUCCUGUAGAUUAUCAUGUUAAUGGAAGCUUUGAAACUCCUAGACCAGGUUAUGAGACUACUCAACAUUGUUGGGCUUCCACAUCUGGGUCUGGUCCUAUUAGUAUGUUUGAUGAGCAUUUAUAUAAUCAGGUAUUGAGCUAUUGGAAAUAGUUCUGGAUUCUUAUAAAUAUGGUUUUGUUGCAGCAACCGAACUGAGAUACAUGAGCUAUCUGACCACUUAUCCACCAGAUAAGAGGUAUUGAACUUGGAUCAUAUGAUUUGGUAAAAGCCAUUCAUCCAUUGAGAUUUUUGCCAAUGGUUAGGCUUGGCCAUGCAAAUAAAGGAGGCAACAAGCAAGUGAUUUAUAGCACUAGUACUGCAAAAGACUGCCCCAAGAUUAGUCACCGGCCAGGAGCAAUGAUGCUGACUCCCUCAGACUGAUGUAACGCAUUUGUGAUAUUAUGUAUUCUGUAUACGAAUCAUAUAGGAUUAGGUUAGCUGAGUUGUUUUUUUUUUUCUUUUCCUGGCAUCUUUUCGGUGUCAUGACAGCCAGAAUUUGCCAUUCUAUGCUUCCUCCUAGGAACAUGACCUGUAGAUAAAGUUCAUGUAUAGCAACUACUAACCCAAAAUCACAUGAAUGUACUGAAAAUCAAGUCUUCAAUUUCAUAAUGGAUUUACCCUUUUGUUUUCCA
Juglans regia (Persian walnut) is the source of this 1768-nucleotide messenger RNA. RefSeq names its product agamous-like MADS-box protein AGL30. Gene Ontology annotation, molecular function: RNA polymerase II cis-regulatory region sequence-specific DNA binding; protein dimerization activity; DNA-binding transcription factor activity, RNA polymerase II-specific. Bases 180 to 1247 code for a protein of 355 amino acids. NCBI's taxonomy places the organism in Eukaryota, Viridiplantae, Streptophyta, Magnoliopsida, Fagales, Juglandaceae. The transcript has 12 exons. Gene Ontology annotation, biological process: positive regulation of transcription by RNA polymerase II. The record is from RefSeq and is a predicted model, not a curated record.